Messenger RNA from Leptinotarsa decemlineata (Colorado potato beetle), 3483 nucleotides. RefSeq lists its product as uncharacterized. Lineage: Eukaryota; Metazoa; Arthropoda; Insecta; Coleoptera; Chrysomelidae. The record is from RefSeq and is a predicted model, not a curated record.
CUCCGAUCGUCGUUUGUUGGAGGCGAAAGAGCGAAAGUUGCCUUGGUCGCCUUCGAUUGCAGUGACGAAGAACAGAAGAAAAAUCAUUCAGUGCAAGAUAUGCGGCGUUGAGAGUGAAGUGAGAAUUCGUUUUGCUCAGAGUGACACUGUGUUGUGCUUCGAACGGCUCUGCAGGGCCGGAUUUAGACCUUUCUCGUUCUUGGAGAUAUCAGCGGGCGAUAUGGCGGGCAAAAUUUUCAUUCUCCUCCUCUCGUUUCUGGCCACAACGCAAUCUCUUCCCACCGGAAACUCAGAAAUCAUAACAGAACCAAAACCAGGACAAGAAUAUGUCUUCGUUCAGACUUCCUCAGUCAAUGCUCGACCAAUCACCAGGAAAGAAAAGGCAACCGAAGAAGAAGAAAGGCAUUUCGAAACUGCCCACAAAUUUCCCCCCUCUCUCACAUACGCCCUAGAGGAUGAUGAUGACGGGAGUGCAGUCAAGCCAACAAAAGGCGGGAAAAAGGUCCACAAGAGAGACGCUCCUGCUCCUCCAGGCGCAACAAAAAUUGAUGUCAAGGCACUCUUAGCCAAAUAUCAAAUUUCCACUUCAGCACCAAAAACACAAUCCACCUCAACACAAGCCACUACCACAAAGUCAAGCAGAAAACGAGGAGGUAAACGUCGAGUGAAAAAAGAAGCAUUAUCUGAAUCAUUCGAAGUGACCAGCCCAAGAUCUGUUUUAACGACUGGCAAGUCAGUUCCGAAGGUUAUAGAAUCAGAUGACAUUCCUCUGGUUGGAGCUGCCAGUGAGAAGCAAAGAUCCCGAAUUCAAAUUAAGAAAGGCCCAAAUGGACAAGAGUACGAAUAUGAGUAUGUGUACUACUAUUAUGAUGAUGAGGAUGAUCCCAAAGACAAAAAGGUCACCAAUUCUCAUGAUGGUCCAGCACGGAAUCAAAUUCCUUCACGUAGUGACCUACCCAGAGAAAAACCUAUUCCUGAGGUCAAUGAAGUUCUACCACUACGUGGAAAUAAGAUAAGAGGGCGCCAGCUGGGUGAAGAUGACUCUGUUGUUGAUGAUCGUUUACCCGCAGCCACUAGAUUUCCCCCAAGAAGCCGCAACUUGAAUACUUCACCUCAACCAGAGGAAGAUUUCCAGUCAACUAGAGGUCGAAGCAGAGGAAGGCAAACUACCGAAGCUGCUUCCUACGUGAGUGAAGCCGACAAUGUAUCAGAUGAAACCCAGGGAUCAAGAGGAAGAACUCGCGCCAAUAUUCGAAGACCAUCCUUAGAUUUAGUGGACAGCGAUUCUUUCAAUAACCAUGGAAAUAGUCAAGCAAAGCCCUCUUUUCCUCAAGAAUUGCCUGAAGGCCCGGUACGUUUCUUAGGAGCCAUACCCAACGAGCGCAUCGAACUCGUCCCAGACGUGAAAGAGGAACCCAUAGAACCAGUUUACAAAUCUAGUGAAGAAUCACCUAUUCCGCCCAGAUCGGAUAUUCCCGAAAAUGAAAACGUAGGCACCACUGUUUCUUCGUCAGAAGAUGCUACCACAGCCAUGUCUCCCAUGGACAAAGUAGCUUUAGAUUUGUACGCAAUUUCCCAAGGAACGCAGAAAUUAUUCGGAGAAGAAGCUGUUGAAGAUAGUGAGAUCAGUACUGAAAGUGAAAAUAAGGCAACAGAUCUGACUGACUCCACGACAGAGGAAUCUUCCACAGUGCCAGAAACAACACCAACGACUACAACAACUACUACAACUACUACAACCACAACUACAACAACUACAACCACUCCACCUCCACCUCCCUCAACAGAGCCUCCCCAGAGUGGUAGGGGUAAAUUCGGAUCUGGCAGACGAGGUUUGAAUGGAAGAAAAACCACAUCCCAAACAACAACAACUGAAGCUGCCCCAGAGCAACCUAAGAAAGGCAAGUUUGGAAGACCAAGUUUCGGUGGUAGGACGAGAGGCAGGACUACUGCUGCCCCAGCCAUCGAGGAAGAAUCCCACAAAGAAGAAACGAAACCUGUCAGUCAGUCAAAGCCUUCCCGUUCGCGAUUUGGAGGCUCUAGACCUCGCGGUCGUACAACAGCAGCUCCUGAAGAGCCCAGAGAAGAUUCUAGUCCAACUUCUGCACCGUCCCAUAGAGCAUCACUACCUAGAUCACGGCCUUCUUUCAAUGUGCGACCAAGAGGACGUACAACAGCAGCACCGUCUACCGAACAGGAAGAUUCUAGUGAGGAAUCAGCAUCAACAGCUGAAGCCAGUACUACAGUUAGAUCUAGAAGAAUCAAUGCUGGUUCUGCAGUAAGGCCAUUGAGACCAGGUGCAAGAAUUAACAUAGGUGGUAGGGGAAGAGGGGCCACUACUACCACUACAGAAGCUCCAGCUGAAGAUCACGUUACAGGCGAUGAUGAACCGGAGACUCAUGAACAAGAAGCUAGCGAGAAGGAAGAAACUCCAGCGCCCCUAGACAAUAGUCCUUUAGGGCGUCUCCGUAACAAAAAUCGUCUAAAUAUCCAAGCUCGUCCAAAAGCUGCUGCCAGUUCACCAGUUCAUGUUCGACGAGUCAACCCUUUGAUAGGACGUAAACGCCCUGGACACACCACCGAAGCACCAUCUAGUGAAGCUCCGCAAGAAUCCUCAACGGAGGAAGCUGAAACCCCUGACGAAGCAGAAACCGAAUCUGCCGCCCCGGUUUCAUCCACCACCACCGAAGAACCAAGAGGACUGAACAAAUUGUUAGCUGGUAGAAGAAGAUUGGGAGCAAGAACUCCUGGAACGUUAGGAAACAAGGCGUAAAAAUAUCACAGACUGGUUUUAAAUGAAAGAAUGCAUUAUUUGUGUGAAGUGAAUGUGCUUAGGAACAUUUAAAUUUUGUGAUUAUUAAUUAUCAAUCUCAUCGCACGACUUUGAAAUGAAUAUUGUCCUAAACCAUUACAAAAUAAACAACUGAUGACAGAGACAAUUAAAAUGAGGCACAAACCCUUCAAGGAUUAUGCUUUCAAUUUUUUUAAGCGUUUUCAAAGUUAUUUGUACGAAUAGUUAAUCAAAAAUACUUUUCAACAGCAGGCCCUCAAGAGAAAGAGAUCCAAAAUAAAUAAACUUUGAAGUUAAAAUAUUAUUAGAGCUUUUGAAAAAUCUCAUUAGAUACGUUUUUGUAAAUAUCCACCUUUGUUUCCUGGACAUAGUUUUAUACUUACCAAUUCAUAUCUCAAAAAUAUUUAAAAUCAUUGGCAACUGGACACAGUGGAAAGUGUAAAAAUACUCUCAGGAGUAAUUAUUAUUGCUUUUGUUAGAUAUCAGUUUGGUUAGAUAUUUUUUUAUAUUUUUAAUCUUGGAGGAACAUGAGUUACAUUUUAAGAAAUGAAAUAUGCAGGCCUACCAUGUGCCAAUACCUAUUUUUUUUAAGAUACUAGUUUUAUAAUUUAUUCAAUGUCUACAACUUUCUUUCCAGUUUUGUACAUAAUAAAUGAAGAUGAAAAAUAAAGCAUAUUGAAUUUUAAAACGUG